AUGUUUGUUGGGCAAGAAGGUGAUGCAACACCAUUUACUGAUGUAACAGUCGAAGCCAUAUCACAAAGUUUAAGGAGUCAUGGAUAUCAAGGUCGUGGAUUUGAAGUCAUGUAUAAUGCUCAUACAGGUCGUAAAUUGGCAGCACAAAUAUUCAUAGGUCCAACAUAUUAUCAACGGCUAAAACAUAUGGUGGAUGAUAAGAUUCAUUCAAGAGCAAGGGGGCCUGUACAAAUUCUUACAAGACAACCUGUAGAAGGACGUAGUCGUGACGGAGGUUUACGUUUUGGUGAAAUGGAACGUGAUUGUAUGAUAUCUCAUGGUACAGCUAUGUUCUUGAAGGAACGUCUAUUCGAUGCAUCGGAUGCUUAUCGUAUCCAUGCUUGUGAUAUCUGUGGAUUAAUGGCAAUUGCAAAUCUUAAAAAAAAUACAUUCCAAUGUAAAUCAUGUUUCAAUCUAAGGGUAGUUUCUUUUGUGGGUUUUUGA
Molecule: messenger RNA, 483 nt
Organism: Entrophospora sp. SA101
Lineage: Eukaryota; Fungi; Glomeromycota; Glomeromycetes; Entrophosporales; Entrophosporaceae
Source: the annotation of a GenBank genome assembly